AUGACGUAUAUAUUAGGCUUAGAUAUCGCUCCAUUCAGUGUACAUUGGGAAAGAAGUCUCCAAACAUUAGGCGCCAUACAUUUUUUAAUGCUCUCGUUGGUUCUUCCUGUGAUGACAAUUGUUGUACCAGUGUAUAUGCUGUUUUCACCUCUAUGGCCAAUUGCUCUCGCAUAUUUUGUUUGGAUGUACUACGACAGAAACUCUCCCAAGCAGGGCGCAUACCGUUCCACUUGGUUUAUGCGCCAACGAAUUCAUAAAUGGUACGCAGACUAUUUUCCUGUCAAACUACACAAAACAGAAGAACUAAGUCCCAACGAGAACCACCUCAUUGGCAGUCAUCCUCAUGGAGUCAUCUCUACAGCAGCCUUUAUUAACUUUGCCACAAAUGGGACUGGUAUUUUAGAAAAAUUUCCGAACAUUGAAUUUCAUUUGUGUACGUUGGUGGGCCAAUUCUACACCCCAUUUCGACGAGAAUGGGGUCUUCUUCAUGGAAUGAUUGACUGUAGUCGUGAUAGUCUCACGUAUAUUCUCAGUGGCAAGAAGGGAAAGGCGUGUGUUCUAGUGAUCGGCGGAGCUGAAGAGGCACUCGAUGCACACCCUGGUCACCAUAUUUUAACCCUUCAUCGACGAAAAGGAUUCAUCAAAUUAGCUCUGGAAACUGGAGCAAAUUUGGUCCCAUGCUACUCAUUCGGAGAAAACGAAAUAUUCAAACAGGCUGAUAACCCCAAGGGCUCCUUGAUAAGGAUGAUUCAAACAACGGUAAAGAAUCUUUUCGGCUUCUCUCCACCAUUCUUCUAUGGACAAGGCAUUUUCGAUGACAACUUCGGGUUACUUCCUUACAGGAAACCAAUCAAUACUGUAUUAGGAGCACCGAUCAAGGUUUCUAAAACCGAAAAUCCUACACAGCAGCAAAUAGAUGAGUUACAUAGGCUUUACACUGAAAAACUAAGGAAACUUUUCGAAGAGAACAAGACGAAAUACGGUGUACCACAACAGACACAACUUGUUCUUCAAUAG
Molecule: messenger RNA, 1017 nt
Organism: Angiostrongylus costaricensis
Lineage: Eukaryota; Metazoa; Nematoda; Chromadorea; Rhabditida; Metastrongylidae
Source: the annotation of a GenBank genome assembly